CUGGAUGAAAAGGACCCGCGGCGUCUUUUUGAAGGCAAUGCUCUGCUGAGGCGACUGGUUCGCAUUGGGGUGCUGGAUGAGGGCAAGAUGAAGCUGGAUUACAUCCUGGGCCUGAAGAUUGAAGAUUUCUUGGAGAGGCGGCUGCAGACCCAGGUCUUCAAGCUGGGUUUGGCUAAAUCUAUUCACCAUGCCCGUGUGCUCAUCGGCCAGCGUUACAUCAGGGUCCGCAAGCAGGUGGUGAACAUCCCGUCCUUCAUUGUUCAUCUGGACUCCCAGAAGCACAUUGAUUUCUCCCUCCGGUCUCCUUACGGUGGUGGCCGACCAGGCCGAGUGAAGAGGAAGAAUGCCAAGAAGGGCCAGGGUGGUGCCGGAGCUGAUGAUGAUGAAGAAGAAGAUUAAGUUAAUGUCUCCCUGGACUGGAGAAUUGUCUAGUUUCCGGUUGGCUAAUAAAACAGAAUUAACACUUAAAAAAA
Messenger RNA from Alexandromys fortis (reed vole), 473 nucleotides. RefSeq names its product 40S ribosomal protein S9-like. Gene Ontology annotation, biological process: ribosomal small subunit biogenesis; translation. The record is from RefSeq and is a predicted model, not a curated record. The annotation marks the transcript as partial. Gene Ontology annotation, cellular component: cytosolic small ribosomal subunit. Gene Ontology annotation, molecular function: structural constituent of ribosome; rRNA binding. Lineage: Eukaryota; Metazoa; Chordata; Mammalia; Rodentia; Cricetidae. The transcript has a single exon.